AAAUAGACACUCAGGUUAUAGCAGUCCAUUUCAAUUCAACGAAAACAUUUCCUUUGAGAUGUAUUAGAGGUUAGAAUGGCUCGCCUGCCUUGUGCACAAAUAACCCGCAAUCUUAUGGCUUCUCGCUGUCCAUGGGGGGGCUUCCUGACGGCUCUCCUGCACUGUGCACAAAUGCCUUCAACUGUUAUUAUUUCCCACUGUGCACAAGGAAUCCUCCUGACUUGUACACAAAUCUGCCUACAUUGUACACAGGUGAACGGCCUGCAUUGUGUACACUGAAAGCCUGGUGCCACAUUAUUUGGGUAGGUCCUUUUUGGAUAUAUAUUGCCCUGCUGGAGCUGUUGCUCGUCCAUCUAAAUGCCAUGCCCCUCGCAGAACAGUUGUCUGAUACCACAGCCAUCCAUGCUACCGAUGAUGAUCCAACAUCUGCUGACAGUGACCAGCUUGACAUGAGAUCACUUUUUGACUUUGAGUCUUUGUUUGACGAUUUUUCUACCCCAUUCUCACCGACUGUGCUCUUCUAUCAUCCCUACAACGAUCUACACACCCUCGAAGUCGGAAUCAUUGGAGUCCUACGCAUCCCCGGACUCUACAAAUAUGCAAUCCGGCUGGAAUAUACCCCUGAACAGCGGCUCUGGCUUGCCAAUUGAGGUCCUUGAUUUGAACAUGCUGUUUGCUGGAACCGGAUCCGCUCCUUUUUCCAGCGCAUCUGGCAUGAAUGGUUUGUCGAAUGGCCCAUUGAACGUGGUGCUACACAAACAGCCAAGGAGUAUGUUGGGAUUUGCAC
Molecule: messenger RNA, 787 nt
Organism: Desarmillaria tabescens
Lineage: Eukaryota; Fungi; Basidiomycota; Agaricomycetes; Agaricales; Physalacriaceae
Exons: 5
Coding region: 132-650 (172 amino acids)
Source: RefSeq, a predicted model, not a curated record